Pelagomonas calceolata is the source of this 1085-nucleotide messenger RNA. The record is from the annotation of a GenBank genome assembly. Lineage: Eukaryota; Pelagophyceae; Pelagomonadales; Pelagomonadaceae.
CGAUGCAACUAGCGGCGCAUCGCCCUCACAGCGAACCGCUGGCUCUCCCAACGCCGCAUUACUUAGCAUUCAUACCCCUUCUGACGGUCCGUGCACGAAAAGCGCUUGCGUUAGGCUAGUCCGCACAUUUGCAGCCCUCGCCAGCCCAAGUGCUCUCGACGCCGUCGACGAGACAGCAGCGACCAUGUCCCUGUCGCGCCGCCAGGUCCGAUUGCGGAGGGAGUACCUUUACAGACGGAGCCUCGAGGGCCGCGAGAAGGAGGUCUAUGAGAAGAAGAGGAAAGUCGCCGAGGCGCUGGCCGCGGGCAAGCCCAUCCCAACCGAACUCAGAGAUGAGGAGGCGGAGUUACGAAGACUGGACGAGCUGGACCCUAGUCGAGGCGGCCCGCUGAACCGCGCGCCUGGCAUGCUCGAUGAUGAAUACGCGCGCUCUUUGACCGGAGAACGCCAGGCCAAAGUCUGCGUGUCGACGUCGCGCGAUCCCUCGUCCCGUUUGAAGCAGUUCGCCAAAGAAUUGAAACACAUGCUUCCGAAUAGCACGCGAGUCAACCGCGGCAAUGCGCGCGUCUCAGCUUUGGUAGAGGCUACUCGGCGAGGCGAGUUCACGGACUUGAUACUGGUGCACGAGACGCGGGGCCAGCCCGACGGGUUGGUCGUGUGCCACCUGCCGCUCGGACCCACCACCUAUUUCACCCUCGAGAACUGUGUACUGAGGCACGACGUCGACACGCCGCCCAAAUACUCGUCGGACAUCGCGCCCCAUCUCAUCUUCCACGAUUUUGAUGAAACGAAACCUCUCGCACGGCGCCUGAAGACCGUGCUCACUUGUUUAUUCCCGGUGCCCAAAAGUGAAGGCCACGAGCGCCUGUGCACGUUCUAUAACGCCGAGGACCGUAUCAGCUUCCGCCACCACGCCGCGUCGCGGGAGGGCAAGGAGGUCGAGUUGAAGGAACUGGGCCCGCGCUUCGAGAUGCGGCCGUACAUGAUCAAGCUCGGGACAUUGGAUCAAGCCGACGCGGACGUGGAGUGGGUCCUGCGGCCGUACAUGAACAGUGCGAAGAAGAUUAUCUAAAAGAAGGUUGUGA